Molecule: messenger RNA, 1257 nt
Organism: Ambispora gerdemannii
Lineage: Eukaryota; Fungi; Glomeromycota; Glomeromycetes; Archaeosporales; Ambisporaceae
Source: the annotation of a GenBank genome assembly
AUGCUAAAAAAAUUAUUAGCCUGCAAAAAGUGCAAGGUAGAUCUGGAGCAGCUAUUACAAAAUCUAAAUACUGGUGAAGUUAAUCGAAUUGUAACAAACGAGCUUUUGGAUCGUGAGGAUGGACUAAAUGCUGUGAAUGAAAUUUUUUCUAAGAACUAUAAUGGAAUUGUCAAAACAGGUGAAGAGUCAUUGGCAGCUUUUAACGAGGCUGCCAAGGUGCUUAAAGUUAUUGUUACUGAAAAAUGGAAAAAUAUAAAGAUAAAAGAGACAUUAUGCGUUGUAAUAUGGAAAGAUGACUGUCAGAUCGAAAUGGAGCAUUUCUUCAAUUCCCAGUCCAAUAUUAUUCAAAUUAGAAAUUACAAUUACGAACCUAUAGAAAAUAGUAGCGCUGCUGAGCAGGACGUUAUCCUUGUCCCUAUCCUAUCUGGGAUCUUUGGUGGAGAUGUUAAAGAACAAUUAUUGGAAGAUGUCUUGGAGAAAUCUCCGUUCAAACUUCGUAUAUCUAUAUCCGAUAUUGGUGGGGUGGCUAGAUUUGCGUCGCUUGGGCAAUUUUUCGAAAUGCAGGAUUUCAUUCAAAGCUUCCCAAUACUCGAUGGGUGUUUCGUUCAUAGGACAACAGAUAUAGCAACCUUCCCAAAGUCAGCUCUCAGAGAACUUAUAAGACGCAUUGUUACCGGAACAUCAGUUUCUGAUGGCACUCAACUUUCAGAAACUUACCUUGAUCUUAAUCGUUAUGGGAUUUUCUGUUAUCCUCUUUUGUCAAACGGUCGAUUUUUAAUAAUGGUGCCGUAUAUCCUUUUGUGGAAAUUAAACAACAAUGUGUCAGUACUACCAUCUGACCUUCUCACCUUUCUUUGUCGAAAGUGGACCCGGCAAAAUUUUGAGAAACUGGAAUGCAAGAUUAAACCGUCAGUUGAACAAGAGGUGACUCAAUGCAUUCCGAGAACUCGGAAGUACAUUCGUAUUCUGUUAUCAACGGUCUUUCUUUGUUAUACUGGAAAUCCUGCGAUUGAUUCUCAUUCCUGCCGCAAGGGUAGGGUAAUUGCAUCAGAGGUAAUUCGCUGGUAUAAUAAAGCAAUGGAAAAAUUCGAAAAUACAGACUUUUUCCACAACAACAGCAAUUCGCUACAGACAUUGACCGCUUUAUUGAAUUCUGGUACUAAUGUGGGUAGCGACAAGCACGUUCCCCUACAUAGUACUCACAGAAAUGCAAAUAGUGAUAAUAAAAUAGUAUUAAUGACUCUACAACUCGCUUGA